Messenger RNA from Closterium sp. NIES-67, 1873 nucleotides. NCBI's taxonomy places the organism in Eukaryota, Viridiplantae, Streptophyta, Zygnematophyceae, Desmidiales, Closteriaceae. The record is from the annotation of a GenBank genome assembly.
UUCGGACUUUUCCUUUCGAGCUAGUCGUCGAUUGCUCUAAGUUGGUGUGCUGCGAGGCUUGUGCUACUCUGCUUCGCUCUCUUGAAGCAGCGAACGUUAUCCUGCUACGUCUCGCGGUGUAGUAAGAGGAAGCAGCUUCUAAGAUCGUGGAACAGUCGUUCAAGUUCCAAUCGACGCUAGCUGUAAACCACUGUCGAACCGCAAAAUGGUCCCACCGCGGCUCCUGAGCGUGGCGUUGGGAAUCCUAUCCGUCGCGGCGUGUGCCGCAGCUAUUCGGAACACUCAAGCCCCUCUCCGCAUCGAUUGCGGGUCCGACAGUCCCACGUCAGCCAACGGCUUGGAAUGGCUUGGCGAUAAAUACUUCAGCGGCGGCGAUUCGCACACCAUCGCAUCCGCAAACACUUAUUCGAUCAACAACGUGGAAUCUACACUCCGCGCUUUCCCCGUCGCCUCUACCGGCUGCUACAACAUUCCCGUCGUUGAGGGCCGCUAUCUUGUGCGCGUGAGCUUCGCGUAUUACAACUACGACGACCGCAACAUGCCGCCGUAUUUCAGCGUGCUCGUGCAGAACACUGUAGUCGAGAGUGUAGACAUGACUGUCGUGCAGUCUAACUUCGUUAGCGGAGCAUACUACUCUGACUAUAUCGCGUACGCCCUGAACGGCAAGCUCUCCGUGUGCUUCCAGGCACAGCCCGGCUCGCCCGGCCCCGCUAUAGUGAACUCGUUAGAAGUCCUCCCGCAAGACACUGACGCGUACGACGCCGCGACGCUCGGUAACAAGGUCAUUCUCUCCACCUACGUUCGGCUCAACAUGGGCGGCGGCCAGGUCGGGCCCGAGCCUGCAGACCCGGGCUUCCGAACCUGGAUGGCGGACGUCCGGCCGGAGCAGGGUAACUUCUCCGUGGUUACAAAAGAGGCCGGCACCGCUCCGAUCGCCGGCACGGGAGUUGCUCCAGACUACCUCCCACCAGCAAUUUUGAAACUGCCCGUGCUGCCCUGACGCCCCUGGCGAACAAGACCGGCGCCGGGCAGCCUGCUGCGUCUCCGUCCCAGGCGACGGGUUUCAGAAUGACCGUGCUGCCCGUGGACCGGUCCAACAUGUGGUAUAUCCGAUUCUAUUUCGUGGAGCUCGAUCCCUCCGCUCAGCCCGGCGACCGCGUGUUCGAGAUUCUGCUGGGCAGCGGUAACGUCGUGAAGAGCAUUGGUAACCAGGCCGGCGGGUUCGACAUCCGCGCUAAGGUGGCCCCGUUAACGGCGCUGGUGGUGCCGGUAUUUUUCAACUACUCGCAGUACUCGUCGAAUUAUGGGGAAGAUUUGGAGGUGGGCGUGCGCACGGUGGGCGGCAGCCGGCUGCCCGCGGUGAUUAGCGGCGUGGAGCUGUUCGAAGUGAUUCCGCAGACCAGCACUGAGAGCUCAGGUCUCUCCGGGGUAGCAAUAGCGGCCAUAGUGAUCGGCUGUCUCUUCGUGGUGGUGCUCAUCGUCCUCGCUGUCGUGCUCAUCAUGCGCCGCCGCAGGGCAAGGGGGUCCGGGUUCAGCCAGAUAGUGGAGCAGUAGAUGAUACACUGAAUCUGGACUGGAGCUAUUCCCCCUGGCUACUGCCCCAUUGUGAAGGAGCAGGUAGUGGAGAGAAACAUCCUCUUAUACAUGUGUGCUUGCAUUGCACUUGCCUCAGCCAAUGCGGCCUCCAACCUCUCAAACUUAGUUGUCUUUAAGUAGGGAUGGUUACCAACCUCUAGUCCAAUGGAUAGCAUUUCCUUGCAGAUUUCUUUGUACCGUAAUCCCCCGUAUAAAACACCCGCCGGAAUUAAGCUCCCCCGGGUAGCUUGAGCGGGUAUGGGUGUUUAAUUUUUCUGGAUAUACACAACACCCUACU